CUGACUCCAGGAGGAACUUUAUCAGGGACUGGUCUCAAGGAGACGAGGAGCGUCGCCCUGCUGUGCCGGCACCUGCCCAGGAAAGGGGGUGCAGGCAGACAAGGGGUCAUGCUAUGCUCGCUGGGCAGGUGACAGGCCCCCGCUGCUGCCCUGACACGCACCGAGAGCCGGGGGCCGAGCCAUGGCCAGGGAGCUGAGCCAGGAGGAGCUGCUGGAUUUCCUCUGCCAGGCUGGGGGGCGAGUGACCAACGCCGCCUUGCUGGGGCACUUCAAGCGCUUCCUGCGGGACCCCGGGCCGGCCGGGCAGGUGCAGCAGCGCCGGGAGCAGUUCAAGAGCCUGGUGAACUCGGUGGCCACGGUGAAGCAGGAGGCGGGCGGCGGCCCCAAGUACGUGGUGCUGAGGAAAAGGUACCGGGACCUGCUGGGCGAGGAGCUGGGGCCACCUGCCGCGGAGCCGCCCCCGGGGCCCGGGCGGUGCCAGGGACAGGGCCUCGCCGGUGCGUCCCCAGGGCAGGAGUCGGCUCCUCCAGCCGCCCAGCCAGGGAGCGGGGCGCGCUGCGGGCUCCAGGAGCAGCCGCGCCCGGCACCCCCCGGCCGCCUCCCCGGGAUCGAUCCCCACUCCUGCCCGGGCGCAGCUGGCCGGGGGGCUCCCGGCCUCCCCCAGGCUGACUCAGGGAGGCAGGGAGCGGAGCCGCCUCCUGCCCCGGCUUGGGCCGGCAGCGGCCAGGGGCACCCCCCGGAGCGCUGCGCCCCGAGCCCCGAGCUGCGCCGGGCUGCCCCGCACGCCCUCCCCGGGGCGCCCCGGGCUCACGGCCCCUGCGCUCCCGCCGGGCUCCAGCAGCAGCGGACCCAGGAGUGGGUGGAGAGGAGCCGGGGUGCGGGGCAGGCGGCCCCGGACAGCUGCUCCGCUCCUCGCUCGCCCGACGGCACCUGCCCUGCCCCGGCCCCGCCGCCCCCCGAGGCUGGCUGGAGAUGCCCCCCGCCCGUCUUCCGGAGCAUCCGAUGCCAGCUGGCCCUGCAGGACCUGGAGGACUUCGUGGAGCAGGCGAGCCCCGGGAGCGAAGAGGGCGGCGGAGGUGGCACCGGCAGCGAGGGGAGUGACUCUCCGCUGGAGGCAGGGGACAGGGGUGCCAGCCCCGCCGGGGGAGCAGGCGAAGGGCCCAGGGACCCAGGGGCGCUAGACUCCCGCUGCCAGCAGCUCAGCAAUGGGGCACCCAGCGACCGCUGCCAGCGCCCAGCCAACAGGCAGGUGGUGGAGGUGAAUGGCACCGCGCCCUGCACCCGCCGCUCCUUCCGGAGCAAGAGCACCCACGGGAGCAGCAGGGUGUCCUCCUCCGAGGAUGAGCUGAGGGACCAGGACCAGGGGAGGAGAGGCCGGCGCCCCCGGAGGUCCAGGAAGAUGGCCAAGGGGGCAAUAUUGGCUUCCCCAGGCGUGGACGCUCCCAUCACUUUCCAGUAUUUGGGCUCUGUGCAAAGACAGACUUGUGUGCCCACAGAGGAGGUGCUGCCAGUCCCCCACAGCCCUCUGGACCCCAGGCCCUCCUCCGUGCCGCUACACCCCAGGGAACACAACUGGAUUGUCAUGGUGGCUGCUGGCUCCUGGGUGCAGGUCCGGGCGCUCUUCCUGGAAGAGCCCCAGCUUGCUUUGCAGAGGGACUUUAUCUCCGGCUACACCGCGCUCCACUGGAUCGCCAAACAUGGAGCCAACCAAGUGCUCCAGGACUUGGUCAGUGGGGCCGAGAAAGCGGGCACCCCCCUGGAUGUGAAUGUGAAAUCCAGCUGUGGCUACACCCCAUUGCACCUUGCAGCCAUCCAUGGACACCAGAGGAUCAUGAAGCUGCUGGUCCAGGAAUUGAACUCCAAGGUCAAUGUGCGGGACAGCAGUGGAAAGAGGCCUUGGCAAUACCUGAGCAGCUCAACCUCUGGAGAAAUGUGGCAGCUGCUGGGCGCUCCCAAGGGCAAGACAAUCUUCCCUACCCAGCCCUUAGUCAGACCCUCCUCACCCCCCAGAAAGGCCAAGAGUCAGGAGGUGGCCAGGAGCAUCAGCAGGAAAACCUCCCUUGCGGCCUGCCUGAAGCCAAAGCACGUGAAAUGGAAAAUGGCUACCAAGUACCCCGCCCUGAGGGAGCGGGAGGAGUAUAGUGACUGACAAGGCAGCAGGGCCAGCCCGAAGUGGGGAGCACGUGCACAAGACUUGUGUAUAUGCUACUGAGCCCUUCUAGGCAGGUUGUUUGUUUGCACAGUGCAGGGUCAGUCUAGAGGUGGAGGAGAGGGGGCACUUUCUGGUUAACUAACUCUUACACUUUAACUACUUCUGGAUCCUUUUCUGGCCUAUUUUUGAUAGACAAUCCAUCUAGAAACCUUCUGUCCAAUGAGCUAAUGCUGUGACAACUCCCUGCCAUAGGAGAUAGCCAACUCUGGGAGGCAGCUGGGGGCACUCGCUCCCUGAAGCUUAGCCAUGACCUGCAACUGAGAUACUUGAGAUCUCAGACUACUUCCCUCCCCCACCAUGGCCCCUAGUUCUGGCAGUUGUCUCAGAAGCAGGUCUUUAGAUGCCGGUAAGGUGGGGUGGUGAAAGAUCUGCAAGGGAGUAAGUAGUGAUCACAGGAAGAAAAGAUUUGAGAAACCCUAAAUCAUCCCUAUUUGACCUGGCCUCCAGAUUGAAACCAAGAGCAGAGUGUGAGCUAAAACUCAUCUUCAGGUACGUCCUGCUGUGAGGGAGAUCAUCACCCAAACAAGAACAGAAACAUUCACGUGUCACGGGGUGGGGUGGGGAAGGGGAUGAUAAAGCUGUUAAGUUGGAACAUCAUAUGCACUAGGCAAGUUGCCAGCUAAGAUAAAUUAUUUGCCUAUAGAAGGGUGUGUGAGGAGAGACUGGAGACACUUUCCUUGGGAAUGUUAAUGAGAGAUGAAGAAUCCCUGGCACCUAGAGACCCAACCUUUAAAGCUGCUUUGAUGAAAAUCCAAGAUUUGUUGUUUCAGUGUAGAUCAAAAGAGUGACUGAAAAAGGCACUGUCACAAAGAUGAGACAUAUGGCUAAUCUGGUUAAAAAACAAUGUUUUUAAAUUAACAAGGUUCAUAAAGUCUUUUUUUUUUUUUUAAAUAAUGUGGAUUCAUUAGUCAUUAAUCAUGCUGCCAGUUAGUGUUAAUUUUCUUUCCAGAAAAUGUUUGAUCAACAGAGCAGGGUGUCUGAUGUUCUUAUUCUUUUCAUCCACAGCUGAGGAAUCUUUGAGGCUUUCACAUCUUCCUAACACAACACACACACACACAUACACACAAGCAACAAUCCUGCUCCUUGGGUGCCGGGCUACUUGUCCAAUGCCAGCUUUGUUAGUGCUGUUGCAUUUAUGCCACCUGCCUGUCUUUCAUAUUUGCACAGGCAAUUAUUCCUAAAUGCAGCUGGCUUGUUUUUGAUAGUUUUGAAAACUAGAGGAAUUCUCCAUUUGAAUAUUCUAUGGAACAAGUUGUGGGUUUUUUGUUUUGUUUUUGACAGGAAGUGUGUAAAACAUGUACGGUACCAUAGUUAAACCUGAAAAAAGAAUGUUAAUCCUAGUUAUGGUACUGUAUGGCUGCUAUGUGUUUAGCAAUUGCACUUCCUUCAUGGUGGGUAAUGAAGAGACCAGCUCAUUUCUGUUCUAGGUUUUCUCUGACAGGCACAAUGCUCUAAAGUCUUGGGUUGCAGGCGGUGCUGGGGGGGCUGUUGCUGUUUACAUGGGCUGGUUUUUGUUUUUUGUUUUUCUUCAGUUUAAAAGAAAUUUCAUGAGUCUAAAUUUGGAAUAAUAUUUUACAAAACCUAAAGUGGGGGGCAAGUUUAGACAUUGGCCCUUGAUGGAUUUUAAUAGUUCAAGCAAGGCCUUAACUCACUUUAAAAGCCAAAGCCUUAAAGAGCAGGUGGAGAGCACCUUGCAGUUCCCAGGGGCCUUUGGUCUGUGAAGUCUCUGGGUGGGGUGGAGGUAAGAGCAGACACGCUAGGGUGUGACAUUCAUUCCAGAGCUGGUUCAUUCCAAGCCACUCCACACCCACCUUCUUUACAGACUUCAGCACCAUGGGGGGCGCUAACAGUCUGCUGCUGUACCUCCCUGCUCACUUCAGGGGUGA
Molecule: messenger RNA, 4098 nt
Organism: Chrysemys picta bellii (western painted turtle)
Lineage: Eukaryota; Metazoa; Chordata; Testudines; Emydidae
Gene: SOWAHB
Product: sosondowah ankyrin repeat domain family member B
Molecular function (GO): protein binding
Source: RefSeq, a predicted model, not a curated record